This is a messenger RNA of Pyrus x bretschneideri (Chinese white pear), 1692 nucleotides long. RefSeq names its product serine-threonine kinase receptor-associated protein. Gene Ontology annotation, biological process: spliceosomal snRNP assembly. Bases 433 to 1488 code for a protein of 351 amino acids. The record is from RefSeq and is a predicted model, not a curated record. Gene Ontology annotation, molecular function: RNA binding; protein binding. Gene Ontology annotation, cellular component: SMN complex. NCBI's taxonomy places the organism in Eukaryota, Viridiplantae, Streptophyta, Magnoliopsida, Rosales, Rosaceae. The transcript is spliced from 7 exons.
CACUUGCUCUUGCGCCUAGCCCUUCGUUAGUCUCACACUGCUCUGUUCUUCGUCUAACAUUACCAGUUUUCUUUUAGAUUAAAUUAUUAUUAUUUUCUUCGAAAUUUAGGUUAUCGUGUAAUUUCCCCCAAUUGUAGUUUUUGAUUCAGUCAGAGCCAUUGUUGUUUCGAGGGUUAGGAGGUGUGGAUUCUUCCUUUCAAUUUCCCACCUGUACUUUCAAAAUACCGCCAAUUUCUCGCUCCAUCUUUCUGUACAAUUUGCCCCCAAAUUAACAUCUUUUGAUUCCGAUUUCAAUCUGUAUACAGAAAUUGAAUACUUUUAGGGUUAGGGUUCUUUUGGAUUUUGAAGUUUUGGGACACAGAUCAAGAAAAAUUAAAAAAUAUUUGUUUUUUGGGAUAUUUUAUUUUAUUUUUUAUAUUUAGCUUUUGAGUGAUGGAUAAUAAGAAGAAGGUGGCGGUUCCGCUGGUUUGCCAUGGUCAUUCGCGUCCGGUGGUGGAUCUGUUUUACAGUCCGGUUACUCCUGAUGGGUUCUUCCUCAUCAGUGCCAGUAAGGAUUCGAGUCCCAUGCUGAGAAACGGAGAGACUGGAGAUUGGAUUGGAACGUUUGAAGGGCACAAAGGUGCAGUGUGGAGUUGCUGCUUGGAUACUAAUGCCCUACGUGCUGCAACUGCUUCUGCAGAUUUCUCUGCGAAAGUUUGGGAUGCAUUAUCAGGAGAUGUGCUACACGCAUUUGAACACAAGCAUAUUGUUCGAGCCUGUGCUUUUUCAGAGGAUACACACCUUUUGCUAACCGGGGGAGUCGAGAAAGUUAUCCGUAUAUAUGAUUUGAAUCGUCCGGAUGCCCCUCCAAGAGAAGUGGAUAAAUCCCCAGGCUCAGUCAGAACUGCUGCGUGGCUCCACAGUGACCAGACCAUACUAAGUUCUUGUACUGAUAUGGGAGGUGUUAGAUUAUGGGAUGUAAGAACUGGUAAAAUAGUCCAAACACUGGAGACCAAAUCAUCUGUGACCAGUUCUGAAGUUAGUCAAGAUGGUCGUUAUAUUACUACUGCUGAUGGGUCGACUGUGAAGUUUUGGGAUGCCAACUACUUUGGGUUGGUGAAGAGCUACAAUAUGCCGUGCACAGUAGAAUCAGCUUCGCUGGAGCCAAAGUUUGGGAACAAAUUCAUUGCUGGGGGAGAAGAUAUGUGGGUUCAUGUGUUUGAUUUCCAUACUGGUGAAGAGAUCGCAUGCAACAAGGGUCACCACGGUCCUGUUCACUGUCUGCGUUUCUCGCCCGGAGGGGAGUCAUAUGCCUCGGGAUCUGAAGAUGGAACCAUAAGAAUAUGGCAGACCCCUUUGACUCCAGAAGAAACCGAAACACUGGUAGCAAAUGGACCAGUUGGAAACGUGAAAGUACCCGCGGAAGAGGUUUCUCGCAAGAUUGAGGGCUUCCACAUCACGGACGAGGGGAAAGCGAAAGAGAAGGAAGAGGCGGCAGGGAAUGAGUAAACUGGUCCAAGAGUAUUUGUAGCCCAUGCCUGUCAUAGUUGACGAUCUAUCCAUCCUACUUUGAUUACUUAAUUACAUAGACUAAAACGAUAAUUUUUGUACAAGUUUUAGCUCACUGUUUUUCGUUACCGAAAUGUCGACCGGACAAAUGAAUCGUUACUGCUAUUCAGAUUACCUAAAAAUUAAGACCCGAUAUCGCCCCCA